Messenger RNA from Neltuma alba, 806 nucleotides. Its product is annotated as protein PLANT CADMIUM RESISTANCE 7-like. The transcript is spliced from 5 exons. Lineage: Eukaryota; Viridiplantae; Streptophyta; Magnoliopsida; Fabales; Fabaceae. The record is from RefSeq and is a predicted model, not a curated record. The coding region runs from base 72 to 611 and encodes 179 amino acids.
UCCUACCAUCUUGCAGCAGAAGAUUGUUCUAGGAAAUUGCAGAGCCAAGAAGGAAACACGGUGAUAAGCUUAUGUAUCCUACAAUAGAUGAACCUGAGAUAUAUCCAGAGUAUAGCCGUCCAGGUUAUGUCCUUCCAAAUUAUGGGACUCCACGCGUUUCUUCUGCUCCUCCCACCAUCAUGAGGCAUUCUGUUCCAACGCCUCAGUGGUCAAGUGAUCUUUUCCAUUGUGUUGAUGAUCCUUCACUUUGUUUAGUCACUUGCCUCUGCCCUUGUUUUACUUUUGGGCGCAUCGCAGAGAUUGUAGAUAAAGGCAAUCCAACAUGUGGUUCAAGCGGCCUUUGUUAUGGGUUAUUAGCUCCCACUGGACUCGCAUGCCUGUAUUCUUGCAAUUAUCGCUCAAGAAUGAGGGCACAAUAUGACUUACCAGAAGCUCCAUGUAUGGAUUGCUUUGUUCAUUUCUGCUGUGAGGCUUGCGCUCUGUGCCAGGAGUACAGACAGCUGAAGCAUUAUGGAUUUGACCUCAGCUUAGGAUGGGAAGCCAACAUGGAAAGGUCAAGAAGGUUUGGGGUUACGGUAGCCCCAGCUAUACCAACUGGCAUGACGAGAUGAAAGUGAAGGAUUCAAUUGGGAGGUUUAUUUUUCCCUGCUAGCAUGGGACCUCUUGAUGCUGGUUCAAACCCUGUGUGAAUUCUGCGUGCGCUGUGCUGUUAGGUUUGAGUGCUUUUUGUCAAUAUUAAGCAAAAUAAAAUGUGCUCUUGUACAUCCAAAAAAGGGAAAAAGAAAAAUCUAGUUUGUUUCUUUUGC